This is a messenger RNA of Eufriesea mexicana, 1232 nucleotides long. Its product is annotated as Dachs ligand with SH3s. Lineage: Eukaryota; Metazoa; Arthropoda; Insecta; Hymenoptera; Apidae. Gene Ontology annotation, molecular function: protein binding. Bases 28 to 1230 code for a protein of 400 amino acids. The record is from RefSeq and is a predicted model, not a curated record. The transcript has 5 exons.
AUUUUGCGUAAGCUUUAAUAAAGCAGAAUGGCUUUUUUGUGUCCAGUUCGUAUACGUCGUGGAAAGAAAAAGAAACCUGGUGUGCAUAAUUUUAAUUUAGAAAAAGAUUGUGCUGGAGCAGGAGGAACAGGACUUGGUUUAGGAACAAAAGUACCAUUGCCUCCUGGUCGUAUAACAGGAAGUGCUAGUAUUGAGACAUUAGUCAGAGUAGGUAUAGAAAAAGAAAAUGGACUGUCACCAGAUAGUAAAAUGGUUAUUGUUUAUGAUUUCACACCAUGUGUAGAUGAUGAACUACAAGUAAAACGAGGCCAGGUUGUAAAUGUUUUAUAUAGAGAGAAUGAUUGGGUGUAUGUAAUAGCAGCUGAUACACGUAUGGAAGGUUUUGUUCCGCAUUCAUACUGUGCACCUUACACGUCUCAGCUUGCUGAAUUAACACUUGCUACUCUUAUGAACAACGUGAAAAAAAAAUUACCAAGAUCUAAUGAGACUGAUUGCGAUUUUAGUGGUACAGGUCGUUCACAAACAGUAGAUGCACAACAGACUGACACUGGAUCAGCAUCAGAUUGUGAAAGUUAUGCUCGUAAUGUUACUACAGCUGAUGUAAAUGUUAAUCGAUCUAAUAUUACACAAUCUCAAAAUUCUAUUCAAACUAUAUCCUCACAGCCAGAUGUGCACCCAUUUUUUAAGGAUCCAUCAGCUGGUAGAUACAUUGUACUUUAUACUUUUGUGGCUAGAGAUGAAAAUGAUGUUAGCGUAGAAAGGGGUGAAUUUGUAACUGUACUCAAUCGAGAUGAUCCUGAUUGGUUUUGGGUACUUAGACAUUGUGAUGGUAAUGAAGGAUUUGUGCCAUCUGGAUUUGUAUACCCAGGACAUGUUCUUCAUUCAUAUGCAACAACAAAUACUACAACUACCACUACUACUACAGUAGCUACAACAUCUACAGAAACUCAUGCUUUAGGAAAAGGGAACAAUAUGUCAGGAACUGAAUCACUGCAACAAAAAGGUUUACGAGAUUUUCGAGAUGACACAAACGGCACAGAAUUAGUUGUACUUUAUGAUUAUAAGGCGCAGGCGCCGGAUGACUUAUCUGUGAGAAGAGCUGACUGGAUAUAUGCAGAUUUAGGAAAUCAAACUGUCGAUGGUUGGUUGUGGGCAUAUGCGCCUAAAACUCGUAAAUAUGGAUUUAUUCCUAAAGCAUAUGCCCGACCUCCUGCGAUGACGAGUUUAUAAUA